ACACAGAAACACAAUAUACGUGACUCAUGACUUCGCGAAUUUCUGAUAUUCCCGCGCUCAUCAAGCAAAACAAACGUGGCUAACUAGCUAGCGUUAGCUCUUCUUAUAAAUAUAUAUCUUAUAUUCUUAAAUAUUUUAUUAACGUUACAUAAAUCUAUAUGGAGGCUGAAACUUUUUUGGACGUUUUUUGCCUGGGACCAAAGAAGACGACGGUAAUCCAUGGAAGGUGACAUGAAGUUGUCAAGUCGUGAGUUUUGUCCAACAACGUCUGUCUUUAUAUGAGAUAACGCUAGCCAAAGUUAGGUACCUAAUAGAUGUUUGAGCCCAGUGAAAGCGCGGGUGAAUUGGGGCUCACCAUUGUGGAAUCCGGUCAUAUGUUGGUGUCCCAAGGUCACGAUCUUCUGGAUGGGUUUUCCGUGCUUGAUGCUCCAAGCUUCCUCAAAGUUCAGCAGAAAUCAGAUGCCCUACUUUUCCGUCUGACUGUUAAGGGGGAGAGUUGUUUGAUCAGGUUGCAGUUCAGUGGCAGCAGGGCUGAGGCCCUGGAGGAGCGUGGCAGUGCAGUACUCAGACUGAAGGAGUACCUGCCUGUCACCACACAGGGGGGGCCACCACCACUCAGCUGCCCCCCAACACCCAAUCAGCCCCCUACCAAGACCACUGCACAGGAUCAACAGGCGAGUGCUGGGGAGGCUAUGGCUACUGAACCUAAGGUGGUCCAGGGCUCUUCAUCCAUCAAACGUCUUACCCAGCACUUCCUGGGCGAGCAUGGUCUGUCCUUGCCCCUGGUGUCCUUGCCCCUGGUGCCACAGUGCUCUGUUCCGUGGGGAGCUGGAGCCCUUCCUCUGCCUGUGUCUCUUGGACCCCAGCUUCCCUGCCUUGGUGGAGGAGGUGGAAGGGGAGCUGAAGAGAGUGCUCCAGGACUGAGGAGCUGAAGCUCAUCAACACGAACAGCCAGAGGGAGACAGGUCAACUCACUACACACAGUACACAUGUGGGUGGGAGGUGGGUUGUGGAAGAGUUGGGGGAUGUGUUGUUUAGAGGUCGACCGAUUAAUCGGAAUGGCCGAUUAAUUAGGGCUGAUUUCAAGUUUUCAUAACAAUCAGAAAUCGGUAUUUUUGGACACCCAUUUGGCCAAUUUUAUUUUUAAAAGAAAUGUACAACUUUAUUUAAUCUUUAUUUAACUAGGCAAGUCAGUUAAGAACACAUUCUUAUUUUCAAUGACGGCCUAGGAACAGUGGGUUAACUGCCUCGUUCAGGGGCAGAACAACAGAUUUUUAUCUUGUCAGCUCAGGGAUUCAAUCUUGCAACGUUACAGUUAACUAGUCCAACGCUCUAACCACCUGAUUACAUUGCACUCCACGAGGAGACUGCCUGUUACGUGAAUGCAGUAAGCCGAGGUAAGUUGCUAGCUAGCAUUAAACUUAUCUUAUAAAAAACAAUCAAUCAAUCAUAAUCACUAGUUAACUACACAUGGUUGAUGAUAUUACUAGUUUAUCUAGUGUGUCCUGCGUUGCAUAUAAUCGAUGCGUAUCGUUGCUCCAAUGUGUACCUAACCAUAAACAUCAAUGCCUUUCUUAAAAUCAAUACACAGAAGUAUAUAUUUUUAAACCUGCAUAUUUAGCUAAAAUAAAUCCAGGUUAGCAGGCAAUAUUAACCAGGUGAAAUUGUGUCACUUCUCUUGCGUUCAUUCCACGCAGAGUCAGUGUAUAUGCAACAGUUUGGGCCGCCUAAUUUGCCAGAAUUUUAUGUAAUUAUGACAUAACAUUGAAGGUUGUGCAAUGUAACAGGAAUAUUUAGACUUAUGGAUGCCACCCGUUAGAUAAAAUACGGAACGGUUCCGUAUUUCACUGAAAGAAUAAACAUUUUGUUUUCGAGAUGAUAGUUUCCGGAUUCGGCCAUAUUAAUGACCUAAGGCUCGUAUUUCUGUGUGUUAUCAUGUUAUAACUAAGUCUAUGAUUUGAUAGAGCAGUCUGACUGAGCGAUGGUAGGCAGCAGCAGGCUCGUAAGCAUUCAUUCAAACAGCACUUUUGUGCGUUUUGCCAGCAGCUCUUCGCAAGUACAGCGCAGUUUAUGACUUCAAGCCUAUCAACUCCCGAGAUUAGGCUGGUAACUGAUGUGAAAUGGCUAGCUAGUUAGCGGGGUGCGCGCUAAUAGCGUUUCAAACGUCACUUGCUCUGAGACUUUGAGUGGUUGUUCCCCUUGCUCUGCAUGGGUAACGCUGCUUCAAGAGUGGCUGUUGUCGUUGUGUUCCUGGUUCGAGCCCAGGUAGGGGCGAGGAGAGGGACGGAAGCUAUACUGUUACACUGGCAAUACUAAAGUGCCUAUAAGAACUUCCAAUAGUCAAAGGUUAAUGAAAUACAAAUGGUAUAGAGAGAAAUAGUCCUAUAAUUCCUAUAAUAACUACAACCUAAAACUUCUUACCUGGGAAUAUUGAAGACUCAUCUUAAAAGGAACCACCGGCUUUCAUAUAGCUUUCUUACAUGGCACAUAUUGUACAUGGCACAUACUAUACUUUUACUUUCUUCUCCAACACUUUCUUCUCCAACAAUAUUUAAAACAAAUUGAACAUGUUUCAUUAUUUAUUUGAGGCUAAAUUGAUUUUAUUGAUGUAUUAAAUUAAGUUAAAAUAAGUGUACAUUCAGUAUUGUUGUAAUUGUCAUUAUUACAAAUAUAUAUAUUUUUUAAAUCAGCCGAUUUAAUUGGAAUCGGCCCUGUUUGGUCCUCCAAUAAUCGGUAUCGGCAUUGAAGAAUCAUAAUCGGU
Molecule: messenger RNA, 2761 nt
Organism: Oncorhynchus keta (chum salmon)
Lineage: Eukaryota; Metazoa; Chordata; Actinopteri; Salmoniformes; Salmonidae
Product: meiotic recombination protein REC114-like
Exons: 6
Coding region: 315-932 (205 amino acids)
Source: RefSeq, a predicted model, not a curated record